AUGCACCCAAGAAAUAGAUACAAUACUCAACCCGACUUUCAUGUACUUGCUUUCAAAUAUCCAAAGUUCAGGAAACACGUGCGUUAUGAUAAAGAGAAUAAAGCUUAUAUAGAUUUUCAUGAUCCAGAUGCGGUGCGAGAAUUAUCCUAUACAUUGUUAAAGAAUGACUUUGGAUUGUACUUGGAGAUACCAAACGAUGCGCUUUGUCCAAUGGUCAGCCUCUGUCAAUCCUGUUGUGAUAUUGAUGAGCCUAGUACAGAAUACGAGAUUUGUUUGCAUCCAAAUAGGCUUAACUACAUCCACUGGAUCGAAGAUCUAAUUUGCGAUGUCGUAUCAAGCACAGAAGAUGUCUAUGGAAUCGAUAUAGGCACUGGUGCAUCAUGCAUAUAUCCUCUUCUUGGUUGUGCAUUGAACGCGAACUGGAAAUUCUUGGCCACCGACGCUCACAAAAGGCUUCUUGAAGCUGCGAUGAAUAAUGUUGAAAAAAACAAUCUUUCUGACAGAAUAACUUUACUACUGAAUUCAUCGAAUAGAAAACUCCCCAUUGAUGAUGUGCCUGAAAGAGAUUAUGCCUUUUGUAUGUGUAAUCCACCAUUCUACGAAAGUGUCAAACAGCACGAAAUAGCUGCUGCAAACAAAAAGAAGCCACCAUCUUCGACAUGCACAAGUUCCCAAGACGAAAUGGUGACCCCUGGUGGGGAAUAUCAAUUUAUUAAGGACAUUUUAGAAGAGAGUCUUGUCUUUCGAAGGAGAAUAUCAUGGUAUACAUCGAUGAUUGGAAGACUAGAGACAGUUGAUUUGAUAGUUGCAGAAUUGAAGAAACACAAGAUUGACAAUUUUGUUUUAACCGAGUUUGUACAAGGGAAAACACGACGAUGGGGGAUUGGAUGGUCGUUCGGGAACCAAAGACCUCCAAUGGCCAUCUCCCAACCGUCAUCAAGAAAGCUCCGCCACGUCAAACCACCAAUAUCAGAGUUUGUAACUACUUGGGAUACCAACCCAACCUCGCUCUACUUUGCCAUAACCUCCAUUCUUACUGAAGCCCUUGUUUCCUAUCAACGGAAUAGUGACAGUGCUGUUGAGAAGAGCAAUGACUUCAACGAUGAUAGUAUAUUGUGUUCUGGAGCUGUAUUUGUUGAGACGUGGUCACGUAAAACACGAAGGAAGAUUGCUGCUGGAGAAGACAUUACAUUGAAUGUUGAAACUGAUCAGCCUUUAUUCAAAUAUGCGAUUAGGUUGGAGAAAAGCACUGAGAAAAAUACUGAAGCGCAAGAUCGAAUGAAGACAAAGUUGACAGUUUCUUGGAUAUGGGGAGAUAACAGAAAUAUAUUUGAGAGCUUUUAUUUGCAUUUGAAAAGAAGGCUGGAUGAGAAAUUCAAAACAGAUAAGAAACAAAAGAUUGAAAGAAACGACAAAACAACGAGUUAA
Paraglomus brasilianum is the source of this 1428-nucleotide messenger RNA. NCBI's taxonomy places the organism in Eukaryota, Fungi, Glomeromycota, Glomeromycetes, Paraglomerales, Paraglomeraceae. The record is from the annotation of a GenBank genome assembly.